Aureobasidium subglaciale EXF-2481 is the source of this 1593-nucleotide messenger RNA. RefSeq lists its product as uncharacterized. Gene Ontology annotation, biological process: transmembrane transport. Gene Ontology annotation, cellular component: membrane. The record is from RefSeq and is a predicted model, not a curated record. The transcript is spliced from 8 exons. Bases 1 to 1593 code for a protein of 530 amino acids. Gene Ontology annotation, molecular function: transmembrane transporter activity. NCBI's taxonomy places the organism in Eukaryota, Fungi, Ascomycota, Dothideomycetes, Dothideales, Saccotheciaceae.
AUGGAUAGUAUCAAGAACUCUUCGUCUGUCCAGACCGCCAGUUCGUUCGAGCGACAAAUCGAGGAUGUCGAAGAUGCGGCAACCGUCGAAGCAACAAAGGGCGGCACCAAGGACGAUGACUACGACAUGCGUCGAAUGGGAAAGCUUCAGGAGCUCAGGCGUAACUUCCGUUUCGUUUCUAUUUGGGGAUUCAGUCUCCUGUUGGGCAAUGCUUGGGUCGUUGCUUUGAUAUCUAGCAAUGUCACAUUGGCCAACGGCGGAAUGGCUGGCGGUGUAUGGAUGUUCCUCAUCGUGGCUGUGGGCAUGUUCUUCUGCAUGCUUUCCAUGGCCGAGAUGGCAUCAAUGGCGCCUACCGCCGGUGGUCAAUACCAUUGGGUCAGUGAGUUUGCUCCGCCCAAGUACCAACGCUUCCUUUCGUACAUGGUUGGAUGGAUGUGUGUCCUGGGAUGGCAGGCCGCUAUGUGCGCAAGCGCGUACACUCCUGCACUCAACAUACAAGGCUUAAUCGCACUCAAUGUCGAAGGCUACACGCUUCCUGGUUGGCAUGCUGCACUGAUGACUAUUGGUAUCGUCAUUAUUUGCAUCUUUAUCAACACCGUCGCAAUUAAGAAAUUGCCACUGCUUGAGGGUUUCAUGUUGCUGUUCUUCUUUUUCAGCUUCUUCACGAUCAUUGUCGUUCUUUGGGUCAUGGCUGAGAGAACUCCUGCAAAGAAAGUGUUUACUGAGUUCAGCGACAACAUGGGCUGGGGUAACGUGGGUCUAUCGACAUUGGUCGGUAUCUUAUCACCGUUCACCACACUUCUCGGCUCUGACUCGGCUUGUCAUCUUUCGGAAGAACUUAAGGAUGCUUCAUGGGUCCUUCCAAGAUCUAUGGCCGCUACCGCAGUUGUCAACUAUGCUCUCGGCUUUGUGACAGUCAUUACGCUCAUGUUUACCCUCGGAGAUUCUGUAGAAUCUGUACUCGACACUCAAUUCGGCCAGGGAUAUAUUCAGGUCUUCUAUAAUGCCGUGCAGUCCAAGGCUGGAGCAUCAGGUCUCACGGCAAUCGUCUGCGUUCUGCUGUUCUUCACUGCCAUCAAUCAAGUCACGACCACGUCAAGACAACUCUUUGCUUUCGCUAGAGAUGGUGGCUUGCCCUUUUCUUCCUUCCUCGGUAGAGUCCGUCCUGGCAUGGACAUUCCUCUCAACGCGUGUACUGUUACUGUGGUUCUGACAGUCCUCAUCUCGCUCAUUGUCAUCGGCUCAAACACAGCCUUCAACGUCAUCACCAGUCUUUCCAGUGUCGGACUGUUGACGUCUUACAUCAUUUGCAUCGGAUGCAUGGCCAGGAAGCGAAUUAUGAAGGAAGCUCUCCUUCCCAGUCGCUUCAGUCUGGGUCGCUGGGGUCUUGCCGUCAACUUGACUGCGAUCAUCUUCUUGUCUUUCUGUUGGGUUAUGCUGUUCUUCCCUUCCAGACCACACCCUGACGCACAGGAUAUGAAUUGGACCAUCCUGAUCUACGGUGUCACUUGGGUUGCUGCGGUCUUGUACUACAACUUCAAGGGCAAGUAUGACUACGCUGGUCCUGUCGAAGGUAUCAGCAAGGACUACUGA